Molecule: messenger RNA, 2364 nt
Organism: Equus caballus (horse)
Lineage: Eukaryota; Metazoa; Chordata; Mammalia; Perissodactyla; Equidae
Gene: MYC
Product: MYC proto-oncogene, bHLH transcription factor
Biological process (GO): regulation of transcription by RNA polymerase II; positive regulation of cell population proliferation
Molecular function (GO): DNA-binding transcription factor activity, RNA polymerase II-specific; RNA polymerase II cis-regulatory region sequence-specific DNA binding; protein dimerization activity
Source: RefSeq, a predicted model, not a curated record
CGUCGCCGCGCCCCGGCCGCCGCCUGGCUCCCCUCCUGCCUCUGGAAGGGCAGGGCUGUUCAGAUGCUUGGCGGGAAAAUAAGAGGAGGGGAGGGCGGAUUAUAGCAGUAUAAAAGCUCACUCGCUGUAGUAGUUCCAGCGAGAGGCAGAGGGAGCGAGCGGGCGGGCCCUUGAGGGUGGAAGAACAGAGGGAGCUGAGCAAGCACAGUCGCUCUCCGGGCGCCCGGAGAAGGGAGACCCGGAGUGAAAGGGGGCCUUCGCCUCCGGCCCAGCCGCCCCCACCCCACCCUUCCCGCCGACCCCUGCCAGCAGUGCGCAACCCCCGCCACAUCCACGAAACUUUGCCCAUUGCAGCGGGCGGGCACCCUCCACUGGAACUUACAACACCCGAGCGAGAACUCGACUCUCCGGACGCGGAGAGGCUAUUCUGCCUAUUUGGGGAGACACUUUUCCCCGCCACUGCCCACAACCCGCUCCUCUGAAAGGCGCUCCUCGCCGCUUUUCGGACGCUGGAUUUCCUUCAGAUAGUGGAAAACCCGGCUGCCGCGAUGCCCCUCAACGUCAGCUUCGCCAGCAGGAACUAUGACCUCGACUACGACUCGGUGCAGCCCUAUUUCUACUGCGACGAAGACGAGAACUUCUACCAGCAGCAGCAGCAGAGCGAGCUGCAGCCCCCGGCUCCCAGCGAGGAUAUCUGGAAGAAAUUCGAGCUGCUGCCCACCCCGCCCCUGUCCCCGAGCCGCCGCUCCGGGUUCUGCUCGCCCUCCUAUGUCGCGGUGGCGUCCUUCUCUCCCAGGGGAGACGACGACGGCGGCGGCGGCAGCUUUUCCACGGCCGACCAGUUGGAGAUGGUGACCGAGCUGCUGGGAGGAGAUAUGGUGAACCAGAGCUUCAUCUGCGACCCGGACGACGAGACCUUCAUCAAAAACAUCAUCAUCCAGGACUGUAUGUGGAGCGGCUUCUCGGCCGCUGCCAAGCUGGUCUCAGAGAAGCUGGCCUCCUUCCAGGCUGCGCGCAAAGACAGCGGCAGCCCGAGCCCCGCCCGCGGGCCCGGCGGCUGCUCCACCUCCAGCUUGUACCUGCAGGACCUGAGCGCCGCCGCCUCCGAAUGCAUCGACCCCUCCGUGGUCUUCCCCUACCCGCUCAACGACGGUAGCUCGCCCAAGCCCUGCGCCUCCCCCGACUCCACCGCCUUCUCUUCGUCCUCGGACUCUCUGCUCUCCUCGGCCGAGUCCUCCCCGCGGGCCAGCCCCGAGCCCCUGACGCUCCACGAGGAGACACCCCCCACCACCAGCAGCGACUCUGAAGAAGAACAAGAGGAUGAGGAAGAAAUUGAUGUUGUUUCUGUGGAAAAGAGGCAGCCCCCUGCCAAAAGGUCAGAAUCGGGGUCACCCUCUGCAGGAGGCCACAGCAAACCUCCUCACAGCCCCCUGGUCCUUAAGCGAUGCCACGUGUCCACCCACCAGCACAAUUACGCAGCUCCCCCCUCCACUAGGAAGGACUAUCCUGCCGCCAAGAGGGCUAAGUUGGACAGUGGCAGGGUCCUGAAACAGAUCAGCAACAACCGGAAAUGUACCAGCCCCAGGUCUUCGGACACAGAGGAGAAUGACAAGAGGAGGACACACAACGUCCUGGAACGCCAGAGGAGAAAUGAGCUGAAAAGGAGCUUUUUUGCCCUGCGAGACCAGAUCCCUGAGUUGGAAAAUAAUGAAAAAGCUCCUAAAGUAGUUAUCCUUAAAAAAGCCACCGUAUUUAUCUUGUCAGUCCAGGCAGAGGAGCAGAAGCUCGUUUCAGAAAAGGAUUUACUGAGGAAGCGACGAGAACAUUUGCAGCUUAAACUUGAACAGCUACGGAACUGUUGAGCAUAGAUUGACCUAUUGGAAGAAAGAACUGGAAUUGCUCAUGAAUUCUCACUUGUUACUAAGAGAAAGUAAGGAAGAAAGUUCCUUAGGACAGAAUUGCAGCAAUUCCUGACUGAACUUUUUUCCAAAUGCAUGGUCAAAUGUAACCUCACAACCUUGGCUGGGUCUUGGGACUGAAAGGUUUAGCCAUAAUGUAAACUGCCUCAAAUGGAACUUAGAGCAUAAAAGAACGUUUUUUAUGCUUGCCAUUUUUUUUUCCUUUAGCAGAUUUGUAUUUAAGAGUUGUUUUUAAAACAUGCUAAAAUUUACCCCAAUUUUCCUGUGUAAAUAUGGCCAUUAAAUGUAAAUAAUAAAACGUUUAUAGCAGUUAUGCAAAACUUCAAACCCUGUAUUAUAAACCAUAAUUUUUUUUAUUUAAGUACAUUUUCCUUUUUAAAGUUGAUUUUUUUCUAUUGUUUUUAGAAAAAAAUAAAAUACGUGGCAAAUAUAUAAUUGAGCCAAA